Molecule: messenger RNA, 1389 nt
Organism: Daldinia caldariorum
Lineage: Eukaryota; Fungi; Ascomycota; Sordariomycetes; Xylariales; Hypoxylaceae
Product: voltage-dependent anion channel-domain-containing protein
Exons: 8
Coding region: 1-1389 (462 amino acids)
Biological process (GO): malate transmembrane transport
Cellular component (GO): membrane
Molecular function (GO): malate transmembrane transporter activity
Source: RefSeq, a predicted model, not a curated record
AUGUCCCGAGUUCUGAAUACCCAGGUCGACGUUGAGGGAGCCUUCAACGGUUAUGUAACGCCUAACGAAGACUACUUUGAUCGAGGCGGUUCCCAGCCCGUUACGUCGCUGUCGAAUCGGGAUCAUCGAGAAAAGAGAUCGCCCCCGAUUCCUCUUCACCCUCGUCACCUUCCACCCAACGUCGACAGCCUCGACAGAAUGAUCUCCAAUGCUAGGAAGUCGAGAGGCAGCAAAAAGGUUGGGAUUCGAGAUCGAAUAUGUUGCUAUCAAUGGACUUGGUUCACGAUGACUAUGGCAACAGGCGGUGUCUCCAACGUCCUCUACUCCAUAUGGACUCCUUACCGGGCCGACUGGCUCUGGUACAUUGGCCUGGUCUUCUUCUUCUUCAACAUAUGUCUCUUCAUCAUGAACUGCGUCCUGAUUACGAUGAGAUUCGUCAUGGUCCCGGGAAGUUUCCUGCAUUCGUUCCUAGACCAAACGGAAUCUCUUUUUAUCCCGGCCGUGUUCUUUCAUGUGCUUACCGACCACGGAGGUAGUACGGCCACCAUCUUGAUUAAUAUCUGCGAAUACGGAAUUCCGAUGACUGGCCCCUGGUUGCAGCGCGUCAUGGAAUGGCUGUUCUGGAUAUAUAUCAUUUUCAGCGUAGUGGCGAGCACAGGAAUGUACUUGGUCCUGUGGUCCACUCAGGCUUUUCCUAUACAUACGAUGACGCCUGUUUGGGUCUUUCCUGGAUAUCCGCUUCUCCUGUCCGCACCAUUUGCUAGUAUGCUCAUAGCAGCAAGCACGGCCGUUUCGGAUAUCCCGCCAGCCGACGGGUUAGCCAUUGCGAUGUGCGCAAUAGCAGUGCAAGGAACUGGGUUUCUCAUUAGUUUCAUGAUAUGCGCUGCGUUUCUCUAUCGAUUGAUGACCCAGAAGUUACCAGGCGAUACGCAGCGGCCAAGUGUUUUUAUUUCUAUCGGCCCUAGUGGCUUUACAGUGGCAGGACUAGUCUCCCUUGGCCAGCAAGCUCAAAUCGUCAUCCCGGACAACUUUCAAGGCUCGACCCACAGCGUUGUUAUUCUGCGACUGCUCUCGACUAUCAUCGGUCUAUGGAUUUGGGGCCUUAGUAUCUGGUUUUUCCUAGUGUCGGUCGGCUCGCUUACGAAGUAUGUACGCCCUGAUCGCAAGAUGCCUUUCCAAAUGACCUGGUGGUCCUUCGUUUUCCCUAAUACGGCUCUCGUGACUGCGACCUUAGCACUAGCUACCGCCCUCGGCAGUCCAGGACUUCGCAUCGCCGGCUGUGUAAUGGCUGCCGUUUUGAUCGUCGUCUGGAUUCUUGUGUUCACUACCAUGAUACGCUGUCUCUGGAACAGGAAGCUGUUGUGGCCGAAGGACCUAGAGAGUGAGUAG